This is a messenger RNA of Xenopus laevis (African clawed frog), 1767 nucleotides long. RefSeq names its product collagen alpha-1(IX) chain-like. Lineage: Eukaryota; Metazoa; Chordata; Amphibia; Anura; Pipidae. The transcript is spliced from 10 exons. The record is from RefSeq and is a predicted model, not a curated record. The coding region runs from base 309 to 1562 and encodes 417 amino acids.
AAUGGUUUGACAAUAAAAGCUUAACAUAUCUGGCAAUGUUUGCAUUUGCUAGGUCAGGUAUUUCUCACCAGCCUGGGUUCCUCAAGAUGCUACGUCUAAGCUCCUGAGAUCAGUGGGACUACAGUUGAAUGAAGAGGGCCCUUGGGAUGCUGCUGCGGAGACAAGACUGCAUAAUUCUGGCUUAACCCUAAUGCUAAACUAUAGCAUAAAAUAGUAUGAUUGCUAAAAGGAAAUCUAAGGAAUAAAUAGUUUGCAGUUUUAAAACCUUUCAUUGUGCAGCAGUAGUCAGAGGCUCAAUUCACUGCACUAUGUCUCGCUCCAGUUUAAAGGGUUCCCAAGGUCUAAGGGAGAUUGCAACGUGGCUGCUAGUCAGCUCUCUGUUUGCUGUGCAGUUUAUUAGCAUUUAUGGACAAGAGGAAUCUGAAGAAUAUUCAGGUUACAAUGAAUUCCAGGAAGAGAUUUAUUCAGAGGAGAAUAAUUUUGAUGGAGACUCUAGGUACAAUGGCUAUGAGUCUGGAGAUGAUGAUUUAGCUACAGCUACAGAUGUUCCUUCAUAUUCUGGCUACGACCCUGACCCUCAGCUGGUGACCGAGGAGUCAAGACCAUAUCCAUCUCCGACAGAAUCCUUUUUUGCAGCAAGGGAUGUAACUACAAUUACAACAAGGCUUCCAUACCCCAGACCAACCACUCCAAGUGAGAAUCAGGACAUUAUACAGGCUCCAGAUAUUUCCUACAGUGAUGAAGUGACCAAUUUAAUUGAAGAAUUUAAUAUACCCAAGAGUUCAGGUGUGAAGACCAUUUCAGGAUCAAAGUCUCAUAUUACUGCAUAUCAGCUGGGGGGACGAUUGCAAAUUAAGAGACUGGCAAGGUUACUCUUUCCCACUGGAUUGCCACUGGAAUUCUCCCUUGUUUCAACCUUCAGAAUGAGGGAUCGAACGCAGGAUGAAGUAUGGAACCUAUGGGAUAUGCAGGCUAGGAAUGGGGUUGAACAGUUCAGACUACGACUUUAUGGAGAAUUAAAUUCAGUAGAUGUAUAUAAUGUAGCAGCUUCCGGUAGGGAAAAAGUAACUACAUUUAGGAACGUGGAGACUUUGUUUGAUGGGAAAUGGCACAAACUUUCUCUGAGUGUCAGAAGAGAUCAGCUUACAUUGCUUGUGGACUGCCAACAAAUUGGCACCUCUUCAGUCAAUAUAUAUGGCACAGCAAGGGUGGAUGGAUUCAGUACUUUGGGAAGGAGGAUAAAGGAUGAUACCACAGCUAAUAUUGACAUACAACAAUUUGAGUUGUUUGCAGAUGCAGGAAGAUCUGUUGAAGAGACUUGUUGCGAUAUUCCAGGAGUGAAUGAUGAUAGGUGCGCUGAUUUAGGUGAAGCUAUUCUUCCAACUAGUUGCAACUGCUUACCUGGAGAUCCUGGGUUUGAAGGAUUCCCAGGAGCAAAGGGUGAAAAGGGCAAUCAAGGUCCUGAAGGUUAUAUUGGAGUUUAUGGUAGACAAGGUUACAGAGGGGCCAAAGGAGGACAAGGAAGUAGAGGCGAUACUGGUCUCAGGGCAAGUAUGAAAUAAAUAUAUUCUGAGUUAUUUUUGAAAAUGUACUGUAACUUUGUGUGCAAACAUCAUAUAUCCCAAAUAAUAUAAACUAUAAGGGAAAAAAUAUCCAGCCACACAAUGUAGACAAAAGAAUGUGGACAGCCCUUCUAUAAUUGCAUGUUUUCUGUUGGGACAAGCACUGGCAAGAUUCAAAAGCAAUGCCAGCACAAUGGCUUUUUUG